Molecule: messenger RNA, 3857 nt
Organism: Pundamilia nyererei
Lineage: Eukaryota; Metazoa; Chordata; Actinopteri; Cichliformes; Cichlidae
Gene: tbc1d10c
Product: TBC1 domain family, member 10C
Exons: 12
Coding region: 75-3857 (1260 amino acids)
Biological process (GO): regulation of GTPase activity
Molecular function (GO): GTPase activator activity; small GTPase binding
Source: RefSeq, a predicted model, not a curated record
CCUCCAUCACUGGAGGAUCACUUCACCUCUUCAGCAGCCAACUAAUCAAACAGGGCGGAAAUGUAAAAGCUAAGAUGUUGAAUUCUUCGAGUCCAGCCCAGAAGAACCUCAGUGAAGAGGACAGCUCUGGAUCUGAACCGGAGACAGACCGCUUUGGCUUCAUCUUAACCAAUGGUUCCACAGCUGGGAGUUUGGGCCCGCCACCUGAACUGGUCAGGCAGAGGGAGGCCAAGUGGAUAAAGAUCAUUGACCAAUGGGAUCGCAUCUUGUCGAAGAAGAGCAGUAAGGUCAAAGUGCAGUGUCAGAAAGGAAUCCCUGCCUCGCUCAGAGCCAAGUGCUGGCCUCUGCUGUGCGGAGCUGCCAACAGGAUGAAACAGCAUGAAAACCUCUACGAGACUCUGGAUGAGCAGCCGGCUCUGCAGAGCUGGGUGGAUGUGAUUGAGAGAGAUCUGGACCGGCAGUUCCCUUUCCACGAGAUGUUCCAGUCCAAAGACGGACACGGGCAGCGUGGUUUGUUCCGGGUGUUGAAAGCUUACACCCAGUAUCAGCCAGAUGAGGGUUACUGUCAGGCUCAGGGGCCGGUGGCUGCAGUGCUGCUGAUGAACAUGCCUGCUCAGGAGGCCUUCUGGUGUCUGGUUCAGAUCAGUGAGCAAUACCUGCCCGGAUAUUACAGCCCUCUGCUGGAGGGAGUACUGUUCGAUGCGGCCAUGCUGACCUGGGUUUUGAAAAAGACGUGUCCAGCUGCACACAAACAUCUGCAGAACCACGGAGUGGAGCCCCUCAUGUUUGCCACCGACUGGCUGAUGUGUCUGUUCACACGUCACCUUCCAUUCAACACGCUUCUCCGAGUCUGGGACCUCUUCUUCUGCUAUGGGGUCCGGGUGCUGCUACAGGUUGCAGCGGUGCUGGUGCGCCGGGUGUUGGGUCGAGCUGAGCAGAGGAAGCAGUGUCAGGGCCAAAUGGAGACUCUGGAGAAGUUGAGGGGUGUUAAGGAGGAGGUCCACGAUGAAGAUGACGAAUUCAUAGCAGAGGUGUGCUCUGUGCCCCUGUCGGGUAAAGAUUUGGAAAAGCAGACGGAGAAGGAGCUGGAAAAGUGGAGGAAAGAAAAACCAUCGUCCACGUUUGACCCCAGAGGUCGCUGCCAUGGAUACCAGAAGGCGUGGGCUAGAGCUCGGCAGCAUGAAAUUGAGAAGGAGAGGAAAGAGAGACAGAAAGGGAACCUCUCUGUCCCACUAACUCGCUCAGCCUCCUCUCUCUCACUGUCUCCUUCCCUCCUUCACAAGAAGUGGAGGAAAGUGGGAAAAGGGAACACAGUUGACUCUGAAGGCAGUAACAAAGUAGUGAGGCAUCUUUCAAUGGGUGGAAGGGAGGACUGGAAAAGCUGGAAUGAGUUUGACUUUAAGAAGGUACAAGGAGUCAAAGAGGAGGAGGAUGUAGUUUCAGAGGGACAAAAAGAGGGACAAACUGAACAGAAGGAAAUUUCACAGACACCUGACAAGAUUCAAGAAAUCAAAAAUAUCCAAACAGAAGAAACAGCAGCGGGAAAAGAACAGACUGAAAACACGGAAAAAGGAGUUGCUGAAAUUGAGGAAAGCAGUGUCAAACAGACAGAAACAGGUGAUGUUAGAGAGAUGGAGAAAAGUGUUGUCAGGGAGACGGAGAUGAGUGUUGUCACAGAGAAAAGUGAUGUCAGGGAGACAGAGACAAGUGAUGUCAGGGAGACAGAGACAAGUGAUGUCAGGGAGACAGAGACAAGUGAUGUCAGCAAAACAGAAACAAGUGAUGUCAGGGAGACAGAGACAAGUGUAGUCAGGGAGACGGAGAUGAGUGUUGUCACAGAGACAAGUGUUGUCGGGGAGACAGAGAUAAGUGUUGUCGGGGAGACAGAGACAAGUGUUGUCAGGGAGACGGAGACAAGUGAUGUCAGGGAGACGGAGACAAGUGAUGUCAGGGAGACGGAGACAAGUGAAGUCAGGGAGACAGGGGAACACAAACUCAGUGAUAUGGAUGAAACCAAGCUGACUGAGAUAAAUGAAAGCAAAAUGCUUUCAGAACAAGAAGAAAAGAUUGCCCCAAAUCAGACUGUUGAAAAUAUUCUUCAUCCCCCUGAUUAUGCACCUCACUGUGAACAAGAAGAAAAGCUGGACGCAGAGAGUGAAUCACAAGUGCUAGAAGAACAAAGUCAUAAAAGCAAAGACCAGGAAGUAGAGCUCAAAGACACAAAUGAAGAGGCAGAGAAACACGUGGUUGCUGUGGAGGAAAACCACAGUGAGACACCGAGAAUAGCCGAAGCACAUACAAACACAGAGGACGAGAUGCAAAUAGGUGUAAACGCAGGCGAGGAGCAGAGGAUACAAGCUGACGUGAAAUCAGAAGAGAGUCCUGACACUGAAAGUGUGCAACAGGUGGAGAUGAACGCAGACGUUACGGAGUCUAAAAGUGAGACAAGUGUGGACACAGACAGAGGUGUUGAAGCUUUAACUGUUGAUGAUCAGAAUAGUGCAGCAGAGGCAGAAUCACGACAGGAAAAGGAAGAGCUGAUCAAGGAGACAGAAAAAGGUGCACUUGAAGUAAAAUACCACAGUACUGAGUCAUUAGUACAAACAGAAAAGGAAGCAGAGUCCCACACCCAAAGAGACACAGAAAAUGAGGUUCUGACACAUAAUCAGGAAAAUUCAGCCACACAGUGCGAUAUAAAGGUAGAAAUUAAAGAAGUCGAUUCAGAACAACAAGUAGAUUCAAAGACAGAAAUGGAGCAAGAAGAAGAAAUAUUAAUGCUGUCUUCAUCUGAAUGCACUCAACAAAAAGAAAGCACUGGUGCAGUAGAUGAUACAGAGACUAAAGCUGAGAUAACAGUCGGAAAAGACACAGUGGAGGCGUCAAAUAAGGCAACAGAAGAAAUUAUUUUGAAUGUACACUCGGAGGCACAGGUUGAAAGUGAUUCAUGCAUCUAUACUCAAAAAAUCACAGAGGAAACACCAACAGAAACUCAGACUUAUGAGAAGCCUGCAGACUCUGCAACACCCAUGGAAACGGAAGAGUCUGCAGCACCAGCUGAUCAGCUCAACCACACCAGUGAGCCUGAUGAGGAGAGUUCAGUACAAAUUAGUACCUCUGAGACAAAAGCACCUGAAGAGACAACAAGCCAGGUUACUGUGGAUCCUGAAGACUCAAAUCAAAAGGUUCAACAAGUGGAGCCCACGCAGGAGGAAGAAAUUACUGAAAAGAUUAAACAAACUCCAGCAGGAGAGGACGAUGUCUUCAUUUCUUCUGAGCCAACAAAUGUUCCCCAAGUCCAAUGUUCUCAAUCUGCAAAAGAGCCCCCGGUACAAACCCCUGAGCGUCGCAGCAGUCGAUCAUCUGCUGAUUUCUGCGUUCGCAAGUCAUCCACCUCACGUAGCUCCAGGCUAGCCCGCAGGCUUUCCGAGGAUCUCUUCACCACCCCCCAGAAAACUUCAGAAAAUCAACCAGAAGCCAAACUCACAGAGUCACAGUGCAAUCCUAAAGCUGUGACCUCAAAACAAGCUGCUCCUGAUCUGUUGCCGCCUGCAGCAGCAGCAGCAGCAGCAACAACAACAGAGGAAGCCCCCACACAGCAGCAGCCACAGCCCGACACCCCUAAACGUUUUGGUCUCUUCCGCAGACUGAGAGGUGAGCAUCACAAAGACAACAAGGCUAAGAAGGCACCCAAAAUGCAAGUGCCGAAAAUCUUGAUUCAAGACUUCAGUGAUAUGCCAGGGACUGGGAAUGCAGCUGAGGAAGAGGCGGAGGACAAACUGAACUCCAAGGAGAGGAGGCGGCGGCGGAGGGAACAAGAAAGAAAGGAGAAGGAAGAUACUCCAGGUGUCUUUGUUUAA